Tetrahymena thermophila SB210 is the source of this 5361-nucleotide messenger RNA. RefSeq names its product tyrosine kinase domain protein. Lineage: Eukaryota; Ciliophora; Oligohymenophorea; Hymenostomatida; Tetrahymenidae. The record is from RefSeq and is a predicted model, not a curated record. Gene Ontology annotation, biological process: protein phosphorylation. The transcript has 10 exons. Gene Ontology annotation, molecular function: ATP binding; protein kinase activity.
AUGAAAACAAAUAAAUUUAGAAGAGUAUAAGUAAAGAAUGGAGAUUAUGGAAUUAAUUUGACUCUAAAAGAUGAAAUUAAGACUGAUUUAGGUGGAUAGAUUAUGUAUUAUACAGUACAAGAAAAUACAAAUUAAGUCGUCAAGCUGAUGAAUCUUAGCGAUGAAAAUAAUUAUAAUCUGUUUUAGCAGGAAGUAUUUGCUUGGAAUAGAAUGAAAGAAGAAAAGCCCAAUAUUCCUAUUAAGCAGACCAAAGAAGGGAAGUAUGACUAGUUUCCGAAUAUAGUAGAUACUAAAGCAGCCUUUAGGAUGAUAUUAAAGGAUACAGAAUUUGGAAUAUUUGUUAUGGAGCAUUGUCCAAAAGGAAGUUUAGAUUCUAUUUGCAUCAGACUUCCUUCGUAUGCUUUAAAAGAGAUCUAAAUAAUGCGUAUAAUUAGAGAUAUUUUAUAAGGAGUUUAGUAUUUACACAUGAGGCAAAACCCUUUAAUUCACCGUAAUUUAACCAUGCAAAAUAUCCUUUUAGGAGAAGAUAAUAAUUAUAAAAUCACUAACUUUUCGUAUGUCACUACUCAUAGAAUAUAAAACGAUGAUUUCGCUUCUUUACAAAAUGAAAUUAAGAAAAAUACUACUGAAGGAUAUAGAGCACCUGAGCAAAUUCAUUUGUAAAGUGGCUAUCCUAUCAAUGAAAAGGUAGACAUAUUUGCUGUGGGUGUUAUACUCUAUAUUCUUUGCUUUAACAAAAAACCUUUUCAAAAUUAAAUAUCAGUACUCAAUGAAUAAGUCGAUAUACCAGAUUUUCCUAAGUAUUCAGCUAAUGUUAAUACUGUUCUCUAGAGGAUGUUGUGUAGAGAUCCUAAUUAGCGAGCAAAUAGCUCAGAAUUACUUUCGUUUGUGCUUCAAGCAUGGCCAGAUUUAAAAAUUUUGCAGUCAAAAACAGGACUGCUGGAUACAGACAUAUUUAAGCAGGCAGCUGAAAAAGAAGUCAAGCCUACCAUGAUUAACAAAUUUAAGAAAAUGAUUACACUUAAGCUUAUAAAUAAACGAACAAAAGGUUGGAUUUUGGCAGCUCUAGAAGAAAAUGAAAAGGGACCCAAACAAAAAUAUAUGAGACUGUUGAUUAUUAAAGCAUGGUAGAAGACUGAUAAAAUUGAAAAAUUCUACGAUCAUUUUAACAUGUUUUUAACUCCAUAAAAUGUUUAAAAUACAAUUAUAGCUCUUAAAUCGCUUAUACUACUCCAUAAUUACAUCAAAAAAGGACCACCUGAAGCUUUAAGCAGUGUAGGAAAGAAAGUGUCAGCAGUUAAUGUUCUCAAAAAAAUUAUAGAAACUUGGUAAAAUAUAGAUCCAAGUGAUGACUCUAAAGACAAAAAGCGUUCUGUAUUUACAACAAAAUUAAUUAACAUGUAUUCCCAAAGACUCAAAGAAAAAAUGAACUUAUGUGUUUCUUAUUGUUCUUUAAUUGAAGGCAACUUUUCAUUGAAACCGUUCUUUGAUAAUAUGAAUAAAAACUUCAAACCAUUAACCCAUAAGCUUAUUGAGGACUUGCUAAAAUAUAUGGCCUCGCUGCUGGCAUUUUCUCAAGAAAUUUUAAGUUAGAAUUAAUUAAUGGAAAUUUAAGUUUCCCUUAUGAUUUAGCUAGUUGAUGAAAUGUAUUGCCUUCUGAGCGCUCAAACUCAUUUACUUACCGCUUUCAUUACUUCCACAAAUUACCUUUCCAAAAAUAUUGAUCGUGGAAAGCUAUUUGCUAAAGUAAAAGAUUUCAAAGUAAAUUUUGGACGUAACUUCGAAUCAGCUAAAUAAUUCUUCAGAAAGUGCUAAAAUGCUCUUUCUUAGUCAACUUAAAAAGAUUUUAUCCCAAAUAUAGAUUCAAAAGUGGUUGAAUACAUAAACAACCUUCCUUGUAUGCAAGACCUGCAAAAUGAGUUCAAUUUGUUUGAAUUUUUAAAUUAUAAAAAGAGUAUUUAUGGAAUAAAAUUGCCUUUAUCGUAUGGAGCAACUAUAUAAACAAAUAACAACCAAUCUGAAGAGAUGAAAAGAGAAAUGGAAAACGUCAUUAAAAAGCCUCCUACAAACUAAAAGUUGAUAGUAUAGUUAGAUGAUCAAAAGACAACUAGCAACAGUAAUUCAAACAGCUAAGAAACAAAGGAAAAGAAUUACGAUUUCUAAAAACAAUUCAAAAAGCGUAAUUAAUUAAUUAGGGGAGAAAAAAACUUAUUAAGCGAUUAAGAUAAUGAUGAUUAUAACAUGGAUGAGUAACAAGAAGGUUAAGGUAUUACAGACUACACUCCGACAUACAAAAAUCCAGAGCAAAAAAUUAUAUAAAACCACUUAGUAGAUACAGCUUAGAUUAUGUAAAUGAAACAAAACUAACUUAGUUAAUCAGCAAAUCUAGGUAACAUCAAUGAUGCAAAUAAGAAGAACAUACCUGUAAGACCAUCAGCUCCUACUAUUCCAAAUGCUAAAAAGAAUAAUAUUAUCAAUUAAAAUUCAAAAAGAAACUCUAAUAAUAAAGGAGACUAUUUGAUGGAAGACCAAGACGAGUUUGAUGAAGAAAACCCUAAUAUUUAAAAUAAUAAUAGUGACAGUGAUGAGUUAGAAGAUACUCAAACAAUUAAUGACAACAAUUAAAAUUAUAAUGACAUAUUAGAUUAAGAUGAUGAACAAGAGAAUUUUUAGUUGGAAUUUACUCACUAGUCUCUAAAUAAAUAGCAGUAUUCUUAAGGAGAGAUGAACUAUGAAAAGAUGCCUUCUAAUAUUGAUAAAUUUAAGAAUAUGAAUUUUAUAGAUUACAAUGAUAUGAAUAAUAAUCUUAAUAAUUAAAAUUAGAACAACUUCCAAAAUAACAACAAUAUGCUGGCUUCAAAUCCUAAUAUGAUCAAUAGCAAUCCUCUAAGCAAUAACUUAGGAGGUGUAAGCAAUAACUUUUAAGAUGAAUUCCAUGAUUUUAAUAAUUUUUAGAACUUUGGCUUGAAACACUCCUAGAGCAAUAUAUUAAAUGUGAAUAAUAAUACAACAAAUAACAGCUUUUAAAAUAAAAACUUCAAUGAUUUUAAUUUCAAUAAUUUUGAUAACUCUACUUCUGGUUUUGUGAAUAACAAUAAUGCUUAUCCUAUCAAUAAUACUAAUAAUGUUAAUGGGAAUUUUGGAAAUAUAACUUAAAAUCGUAAGACUAGUUCAAAUAUUCCUGCAAGCUAAAAUAACAAUAAUAUGGCUUUUAGUCAACCUAAUAAUAUUCAAAGAAAUAAUAACUCUGCCCAAAAAAUAAGUCCAGUCUAAAAUAACUUUGUUGAUUUCGGAUAGUACAAUAACAAUAAUAACAACAAUACACCACCUAACUAUUAAUAAAAUCCAAAUGGCCAAUAAUCUUCUGCAUAAAAAACAGGUUAAAAUCAAUAUGACUUUACAUUUUAAAACUAAAACGCAAACAACCAAUAAAAGACAGGAAAUAGAGUUUAGAUUAAAUUUGAAUUAAAAGAAAAUAAGGGAGGCUCAAUGGGAAACUCGCAGUAAUUCAAUAACCUACCUAAUCAUCAGCCUCACUCUUAAUCUUUUCAUAAUGGUACUAAUUAACAAAUGCAUAACUAACUAUAAUAAAAAUAAUAGUAAGGCAGUUUUGGAAAUUUUUAAAUGAACAGAGUUGGUUCAAGUAAUCCUUCAAAAUCACCAAACAACUAUUUCGAAGAGUUCAAUUUUGUUAAUUAAAAUAAUUAAAAUUUAAACAAUAAUGCUAAUCAAAAUGCUAACAACACUUAUAAUUUUUUCAAUUAAGGAUUUAAUAAUUAACAACAACAAUAAUUAUAGGGUGUUUAUGGCAUGAACCAGUAGCAAUAAAUUCAGAAUAAAUAGCAGGUUAACAACUUUUUCAAUCAGUAGGGUCAAUUAGGUUAAAACUAAAAAUUAAAUCAGUCCUAAUUCUAGCAAAGAACUUCUUAAUCCUUUGCUAAUAAUGCAGAAGAAUUCGAUGUUAGCGAAAUGGUAGAAAACAAUAAAGCCAUCGAAUUUACAAAUGCAGCAUCAAUUAAAAGAAAUGAUUUGAACCAACUAAAUUAAAUGAGCUCAUAGAUCAAUGCAACUAAUAACUAAGUCAACAAUGGCAAUCUAAUGAACAAAGACCCAGUCUUACAAUCAGUCAGUUCAACUUUCUCAUCAAAUAAUGAAAACUUGAUUGAAUUGAAAAACUUUAUCAUUAAUCGUGUUAAGCAUGAUCCUAAAUAGCUUAUUGUAGAUUUUCACAGUAUAACCUUUGGCAAAAAAAUUGGUUCUGGUCAUUCUGGAAAGGUCUUCUCUGGUGUGUUUAAUAGUGUAGAAGUGGCUAUCAAAGAAAUGGAAGUGAACAACCUUAAUGAAAGAAAUUAGAAAGAGUUUUAGAGAGAAAUAGAAACUCUAGUCAAAAUAUCACCUUAAAUUAACCUAGUUUCUUUGAUUGGAGUUGCCCAGAAAAAAGAUAAUUUUUAUAUUAUUACUGAACUCUGCCAUGGUGGAACUAUGUUUGAUUUACUUCACAGAAAACACAGUGUCCCAAUUCCUUGGUUGCAUAGAGUAAAAAUGUGUAAAGACAUAGCCACAGGUAUGAUUUAUCUUCAUUCAUUAGAGCCUCCUAUCAUCCACAGAGAUCUAAAAUCUUUGAAUCUUUUGCUCGAUGUUCCUUAUCAAGAAGAUUCUUUUGAUUAUCAUGUAAAAAUAGCUGAUUUUGGUUUAGCAAGAACCGAAUCAAAAGAUGAAAUGACUUAAGUGUUGGGAACUUUCCACUGGAUGGCACCAGAAGUCUUUGAUAACAAGCAAUAUACUAUAAAGGCAGAUGUUUAUUCUUAUGCAAUUGUGCUUUGGGAAUUCAUAUCAAGAAAAACUCCAUAUUAGAAGAUGAGUACUGUGGAUAUUAUGAAAAAUGUAUGUGAAGGAAAAAGACCAGGUCUCGGUCCUGAAUUCAUACCAAAAGACUGUCCCCCUUCUCUUAUCGAUUUGAUGAAAGACUGCUGGGAGUAAGACCCAAAUAAAAGACCUGAUUUCAGAGAAGUUCUAGAACGACUCGAAUAUAUUGAAAACGACUUAUAAUUAAUUAGAAAUAGAGCAUCAACAAAUUCAAGACCAGCUCCUCCUGCUGUUACAACUAUAAAUAAAUCAAUGUCAUAGUAACCACCUAAACCUCAAGGCACUUACUCUUAGCCAGCAAUUAACUAUCCCAACCAAAUGGCAGUAAAUUAAAAUAAUUAAAUGACAGUCAAUCAACCUCUAUCAGGAAGGCAGUUAAAUAAUUACCAAUAAGUUUAGCAAUCUUAAUUAUAAUAAUAAACUAACUAAUAUGGAGGAUUUGCUUAGUAAAACAUGUAAUAAUAACAGUAAAAUGUUUAGGUGUACAAAUAAUGA